This is a messenger RNA of Oncorhynchus tshawytscha (Chinook salmon), 213 nucleotides long. Its product is annotated as cytochrome P450 3A27-like. Lineage: Eukaryota; Metazoa; Chordata; Actinopteri; Salmoniformes; Salmonidae. Gene Ontology annotation, molecular function: heme binding; oxidoreductase activity, acting on paired donors, with incorporation or reduction of molecular oxygen; steroid hydroxylase activity. The record is from RefSeq and is a predicted model, not a curated record.
AGAUCCCUCUGGAGAUGGACAACCAGGGUCUGCUGAUGCCAAAACGACCAAUCAAACUGAGGCUGGAGGCCCGUAGAAACACCCCUAGCAACACCACCGCUACCACUCUGAAGAGUCCAACAAUGUGACCAAAUGCAGGAGCACCCUACCCUGGAGUACCUCUCUCUCUCUUCCCCCUCUCUCUCUCUCUUCCCCUCUCCCCCCCACACAAAA